AUGUCAACAACUCGCAGUGACCUUGGGUUGUCAUGCCCAUCCAAGGGAAAGUUCUACGUAUGCGAAAAUGCAAGCAUCCGCUUCAUCGGCUGUUGCACCGUUGACCCUUGUGCCGACGGCAGCGGACGGUGCCCCCAGAAUGAUUUAGCAGCGGCAAGCUUUUCAUCAGAUCACUACGACAGUAUACCGGGACAAGGCUGCGCUCCGCCCAGCAACGCCAGCAGUUGGUUUACUUGCAAGAGUUCGCAACCUUUUAUGGGAUGUUGCAGUAUAAACCCGUGUGAAAAUGAUGGGUGCCCAACAGCAAACCUACUUCCAGCGACACUGAGUGAUGAUGAAAGUAACGCUGAGGUCUUCCUCGCUUCCUCGUCGUCUACUUCCAGUUCGAACUCGAAUUCCGGCUACCAGUUACCUCUGGGUGCAAUACUCGGCAUAUCUCUGGGGGGCGCGGCGGUAGUCGCAAUUCUUCUCGCGAUAUUAGCAUACAGAUGCGGCUGGCUGGCAAGACAUAAGAAGCAUAACAAAGGCGCCGAUGAAGCGAUAAAUCAUUACGGCGCUCAAGGACGCCCGCCACCGACGGAACUCGAGGGUCGCGACACGGAACGCCCCGUAGUAGCUGAACUCCCUACACCUCCACCCGCAAAUUACCGGUGA
Daldinia childiae is the source of this 654-nucleotide messenger RNA. RefSeq lists its product as uncharacterized. The coding region runs from base 1 to 654 and encodes 217 amino acids. NCBI's taxonomy places the organism in Eukaryota, Fungi, Ascomycota, Sordariomycetes, Xylariales, Hypoxylaceae. The record is from RefSeq and is a predicted model, not a curated record. The transcript is spliced from 2 exons.